AGUUCCAACGGCCCAAAUUCUAUGUUGCUCUCAAACUCAGAUUAGGGUUUAAGCUUGAUAUUCUCUUUCCAUCAUCAACAGAAAGAGAAAACAGAGGAAAAGGAAAUUAUUUGCAAUUUUUUGUUUCAAGUUUCAUUUGGUUUUAAGUGGGAAAUUUCAAUGGAUUCCCUUCAACGUAUAGCAAGAAACUCUCAACUCCACAGAUUCUCUCCUGCCAUUGUGAAGCUCAGUUUCAGAGAAUUCUCCUCCAACCGAAAUGACAAGUACAAGGACGGGGACGACGACUGGAACAACGCCUGGGAGACUGCUUGGAUCCCCGAGGAGGUUUCGGCAAAGUCUCCCCGAGCUCCAUGGGAGGCCGACGUUAAUUUCUUAGCCCCAUCGGAUUCCCCCAUAGCUCUCCCAGCGGACGUCGAUUCCGAGACGAAGGCGUUUGUGGAAGACAUGAACGAUAAUUGGAGCCAGAGACGUAAGUCGAGUAAGAACCAGAAACAACCAGAAAAGCUGAAUCUGGAGAACGAAAGUGAAAGUGGGUCGCUAUAUAGCUUGGAGAAUAUGAAAAGAGAUUACAGGUUGAAGAAGCAGAGAAUUCAUGCCGGGUUGUGGAUGAAGGAGAUUGAGAAGCAUGAAGAGGCAAAACUGGGGGACUCCAUCGUUGGUGGUGGUGAUGAUAUCGAGAAGUUACUUGAUAGUUGCUCAGACAUUUUCCAUUCUGCGGAUGACGACUUGGACAACUCAAAAAUCUCAAGCUCUACUGAGUUUAAAGCCAAGCCUGAUGGUUGGGAAACGACAUCAAAAACUGAAGAUGGGAAUAUAUGGGAGAUGACACAGAGGGAGGAGGAUAUUCUUCUCCAAGAGUUCGAGCGUCGAAUUGCUUACAGUAAAUUCCAGAUAGCUAGUUUUAUAAAGACUCACAUAUUUAGUCGGAGGAGACCCAUUGAUGGGUGGAAAUACAUGAUAGAGGAGUUAGGACCUAAUGCCAGGAAAGGGAAGGGCAGUGUCACAAGGUUACCAACUUUAUCUGAUGCCUCAACACAGCCGUUCAAGGCGGAGAAGACCCCAAUGGGAAGUAAUUUUAGGAAAAGCUAAGCUAUUUAGUUCCUUUACUACUACUAAGAAUAUUCACUUCGCAUUUUGGGCAUUUGGGGCUUUGGCUGUGGCUACCUAUGUGUGUACAGCAGAAACUAUGUCUAUAUAAAUAUCAACCGGGUAAAGACUAGACAUAUUGUUUUGAGUUUCGACCAAAACUGCAUAUAUUCAGAGAGGGAAAGCUGGGCUCAGCUGCGCUAUUAGCUUUUCAAUAGU
This is a messenger RNA of Humulus lupulus (European hop), 1305 nucleotides long. RefSeq names its product protein GAMETE CELL DEFECTIVE 1, mitochondrial. The transcript has 3 exons. The record is from RefSeq and is a predicted model, not a curated record. Bases 160 to 1089 code for a protein of 309 amino acids. NCBI's taxonomy places the organism in Eukaryota, Viridiplantae, Streptophyta, Magnoliopsida, Rosales, Cannabaceae.